AUGACCACCCACGAAGUUGAUCGACAAAAUAAGAUGCUCAGGAGGAACAUCGGCUCCUUGCUAGCGAAAUGCGAAGACUACAGUAAUCUAGGGGGAGUUGAGCUUGCUCUCUAUGUCUCCUUCACUGAAGAUGGAGGCUUCGUUUCGUACGAGUCGGCCAAUUUAAGCUGGCGUCAGGACAUCGAAGCCAAGAAAGCUCAUGCACCCACAACACUUCUCCUGCCGGAGUCCCUGGGGAAGUUGAUUGGCCAUAAGGUGACGGGUUUCCGUUUCCAGCAAGGCAAAGAGCGCCAUCCCGGGGGGAGAAUGAUGGGUGGAGCCGGGCAGCUGGCGACGGAGUCUGGAUCUGAGGACCACGGCAGCCGCCCUCAAUAG
Verticillium dahliae VdLs.17 is the source of this 375-nucleotide messenger RNA. RefSeq lists its product as uncharacterized. The transcript is spliced from 2 exons. The record is from RefSeq and is a predicted model, not a curated record. Lineage: Eukaryota; Fungi; Ascomycota; Sordariomycetes; Glomerellales; Plectosphaerellaceae. The coding region runs from base 1 to 375 and encodes 124 amino acids.